Molecule: messenger RNA, 5298 nt
Organism: Dothidotthia symphoricarpi CBS 119687
Lineage: Eukaryota; Fungi; Ascomycota; Dothideomycetes; Pleosporales; Dothidotthiaceae
Product: Rad4-domain-containing protein
Exons: 5
Coding region: 1-5298 (1765 amino acids)
Biological process (GO): mismatch repair; protein phosphorylation; nucleotide-excision repair
Cellular component (GO): XPC complex; cytoplasm; nucleus
Molecular function (GO): ATP binding; protein kinase activity; single-stranded DNA binding
Source: RefSeq, a predicted model, not a curated record
AUGCCCCCCGUUCUCGCGCGCAAACGGCUACAUUCUGAAUCACCCACAUCAGAACCGCCACCAAAACGCGCCCGCGCCCGCAACCCACCCGCUCGCCGUGGCAAAGAAUCCGUUUUCGAGACAUUGGACGCGCCUCCAAAAGUCAAGCGUACACUUUCGCAAACAAAGGCUUUUCUGCGACAGCAAGAUGACGAUAGCGAGCUCUCAGAGUCGGAAAGCAGUGAGGAUGAAUUUGAGGAUGUGCCGUUGAAGGGUGCAGACAAGGGCAAGAGCAAAGGGAAGGCGCAAGAAGACGAAGACGACGAGAGUGAAGACGAUGAGUGGGAGGAUGCGUUGGGAACUCGCCAUCAUACAAAACUCGCGAUGCCAGUCAUCUCUGGCGACAUCUCGCUUACGAUCUCCGCCGCGCCUCAGACCGCGUUUGAUUCGAGAGCCAACGGGAAGACGGGGCCUUCGAAGAGAGAGCGCCAGAUACGGAAUGCUACACAUUGUAUGCAUAUGCAGUUUUUGAUGUUCCACAAUCUGAUACGGAAUGGGUGGAUACAGGAUAAGGAAGUCCAGAAGAUUCUGGUCGAGAGUCUAUCGUUAGGUUGCUGGCGCGAGCUUGAACAGUACUGGCGGGAUGCAGGUAUCUCGGAUGGACUUAGUCAUGUUGUUGAGGUAGAUAAGAAGGUGCUGAAAGCAUUGGAAAAAGAGAAGAAAGACAGGAAAGGGACCUGGAAGAACAGCGGCAAGAACGGCGUCAAAGUCUACGACAGCCCCCAGGCCAAGCCCGUUCCGAACCGUGGAGAGAAGAGCAGUACACUGAAGGGUAAAAGCAAGGAUGCACUCAAGAUUGAGAGAGACCAGCGUGAUUGGGGCGCAGCAACUGAACGAGUUGAGCCCAGCGCACCCAACAUGUCCCACGGCGACCCACUACUACGCCUGUUGAAGUAUCUAUCGGCAUUCUGGAAGGCGAAGUUCAAGAUCACCGCACCUAGUUUGCGUAAGCGUGGAUAUCUGGCUCCUGCGGCCCUGGGAGCGGAAGUCAGAGCAUGGGGAGAAGACCCUUCACAUCCAGAUACAUUCGGCGAACGAGUUGAGAAUCUCAACGCAUUCCGCGAUAUGGCACGCAAGUGUCAAGGUAGUAGGGAUAUUGGUCAACAGCUCUUCACGGCCCUCAUUCGCGGGUUAGGUAUUGAGGCUCGAAUGGUUGCCAGUCUGCAACCCGUGGGCUUUGGCUUCAGCCAAAGCGAAGAAGGCAAGCCAAAGAACCUUGAGAAGUUGAAGGAUUUGGUGACAGCUACCUCUGCCAACGCCUCGGCAGCUUCUACUCCAGCAAACGGAAAAGCGAAGCAGCGCCUCGCGCCGCGAAAGAGGAGUGACUCAGUGGAUUCUACGGCUUCUAAGAGCAGUGAUCUCAGCAGUGUAAUAUCCAUUUCGUCGGGCUCAGAGGGGGAGCGACCUGCGAAGAAGUCUCCAAAGACGCGCAACUACAGUGAAGAACUUCCUUAUCCAACAUAUUGGACGGAAGCUAUAUCGCAUCUCACUCACACUCCUGUCUCUGCCUCUCCACUCGCCCGCACAAUCAUUGCGAGUGCUGCCUCGCCCGACAAACUCGGUGAAUUCUAUCCGCGCGGUGUAGCAGCCGACAAAGCCAAGCAAGUCUUCGCCUACCUUAUCGCUUUCUCUUCAGAUGGCACAGCAAAGGACGUGACAACGCGCUAUCUACCGAAACAUCAAUGGCCUGGUAGAACCAAAGGACUUCGCAUGCCCGUAGAGAAGAUACCCAUUCACAACAAGCGAGGGAAAGUCAAGCGAUGGGAGGAAUGGGAUUGGCUCAAGUCACUCAUGCAACCUUAUGCGCGACCCCACAAGAAGCGACAGCCCUGGGACGAGGUCGAAGACGAAGGUGACCUUGUUCCGGCAAAGCCAGAGAAGAAGAAGACCAUGGACGAUGAAGGCGGAAAGGAGACUCUUCAGGGCUACAAGAACUCCACUGAGUACGUUCUAGAACGCCAUUUGCGGCGUGAAGAAGCGCUCAUACCCGGUGCGAAGAUCAUCCGGCAUUUCGUCACAGGCAAAGGCGACAAUGAGAAAUCAGAGCCAGUGUACCGCCGGAAGGAUAUCGUAAACUGCAAGACUGUCGAGUCGUGGCACAAGGAAGGCAGAGAGGUCAAAGAAACCGAGCAACCGCUCAAAUUCGUACCUAUGCGCGCCGUCACUGUCACGCGAAAACGCGAGAUCGAAGAGCGUGAGCGUGUAGAAGGUGGAAAGAUACAACAAGGGUUGUACUCUAUUGCGCAGACCGAUUGGAUCAUACCGGAUCCAAUCGUUGAUGGUCAUAUCCCUCGCAAUGCGUUUGGAAACAUUGACGUCUAUGUGUCUACUAUGAUACCAAAGGGUGCUGUUCAUGUCCCUCUGAAGGGCACGGCACGUAUUUGCAGGAAGCUGAACAUCGACCACGCGGAAGCAUGUACAGGUUUUGAGUUCGGCAAGCAACGCGCUGUUCCCGUUCUUACUGGCGUUGUCGUUGCGGAAGAGCAUGAAGAUCUUCUUAUCGAUGCCUGGGAAGUUGAAGAGGCCGAGAAAGCGAGAAAAGAAGCCGAAAAGAGGGAGAAGCUUGUUCUGGGCUUGUGGAAGAAGUUCUUCACUGGUUUGCGUAUCGUCGAGCGCAUGAAAGCAGAGUAUGGUGACGAUGUGGAGCUUCCUAAGCCGAAAGUUGAGGCAGCCCCGACUGGCAAGUCAGAGGGGACAAAGUCGGAGUGGGAUGUAUUUCAGGAUCACACUGACUUUGCUGGCGGGUUUCUACGUGACGAUGACGGAGCCGCAGAUGGUGGAUUCGUCAAAGACGAACACAGUCAACCAGAUAUGGCUGGUGGCUUUUUCGCAGCCAGCCAGGAAGAGCCCGUCCACGGCGAUCUCACAAUCGACCACGGCGAGCAGGCAGAGCAAGCACGUACAUCCAUCGUAGACAACGCCUUCCGAACCCCCAUAUCACUUACAUCCGCACUUCAGCAACCCGCCAACCAAGACGACGACGAGCAGGACGAAGACAUAGACAUGCACCUCGACUCCGACCCCGACAUCUCAGAGGAAGAAACACCCAAACCCGCCCCUCGACGCAAACCCCCAACAUCGCAGUCCACACGCGGCCGCGCCAAACCAGCGGCCACUACACGCAAACGCAAAUCUAUCGUUGCGGACUCCUCAGACGAAGAUAUGCUCUCAGAUGCUCCUGUGAGUCCGCCGCUGUCAACGCGGGCUGCGCCAAAGCGCAAAGCUGCGCGCAAGAGCGAUGCGCAGGUCAAGAGCCACUUCUUCGCUCAUGAUAGCGAUGGGGAGACGGAUUUGACGGAUAUGACGGAUAGGAAUUCACCAAAGAAGGGCGCUGGGGCGAGAGGGAGGGGGAAACUAGAUUACAACACAUCCCCUCAUUUCAGCCUGCUCACAAGAAACACCUCCUUGACAUCUCACUCAUCUCUGUUAUUGAGGAUCUUUCUCACUCCUUGUUUCGACUCUGUAUCUCGUCAUUGGUUCACUUGGAUGGCUUCAUCUUCGUUUCGGUAUCCACGUCGAUCAAACGGACCAUGUAGUCCUCCGGAUCAGUCCAGCCUUGCGUCUCCUCUGUGCACACCUAUGUCACCAUGGACCAACCCUUAUCUGCCAAAUCUGUCGCGUACGGCUACGCCCGAUACCACAACAUCGGAUCCGAAAGAUCUUAGCUUUCCAUUUAGAAUUCACAACAAAUUCGAGAUUAAUGACAAGCAUGAUGAAGAUCUCGUAUUACUUCCAAGACGUCGUGAGGAUGCGGAGUCGAUUCAAAGACCAACCCAAAUGAGAACCUCUGUCGCGUUGCAAGGUGACGCAUUUAAGUUCUGGUCCAAGUUCAAAGACCUAUCAACAACAGAGGAUUCUGAUACGCAGUCCGAUCCCUCAAAUCCAUACGAGCUUCUUGAGCAAACUCAUGGGAUCUCCGAGAAGAAUGUUCCGCUUUCAGAAACCUAUGACGGAGACUUCAUGUCGACACGGUCGGUAUUUUCUAUGACCACUUUUUACACAGCACUAGCAGGCCUUGACAGGGACAACCUAACCACAAACCAUCUAGGACUACGACCUGACAAUGCCUAUGCGCAACUUCUUGAGAAGAAGAACUUGUGGCCAGUGGACCCUCAGAUAGAGCAAGAUUGGUCAGGACGAGGGCAACAUGCGGAAUUUCAGAAAGAUGAGCGAAAGUCGAUCACCGACUUGCUUGAGGUUCACGAUACCUUGGGGAGCACACGCAUUGCAGUCGUUCAAAGUGUCAAAUGCCGGCGGAUCCUCCUUGCGCGCAAAACUAUCCAAUGCGGCAGACAUUUCACCAAGGAGCAGGCUAUCGGAGAGGUUGCUCAUCUGACCCGGCUCGAUCAUGCACACAUAGUGCGUGUCGUCGGAACAUAUGUUGUAGGCAGGGAACUGUCUAUCCUUAUGUACCCUGUUGCGGAACAAAACCUCGAAACGUUUCUGGACGCCAUAUAUGACGACGAUGUAUCCUACGAAUACGCUGAGAUGAAAACCUCAUGUCGACGGUUCUUUGGCUGUCUUAGUAGCGCAAUACACUACAUUCACAGCAACGGGGUAAAACAUAUGGAUAUCAAGCCCACCAAUAUACUCGUCCGCAAGACGUACCCAUGUCACAAAGUCUACAUCGCAGAUUUUGGAAUAGCACGAGCGUACCAUAGCCCUAGCGACGCAGAGACAGACAGUCCGACAUCUUUCACAAGGAAGUACGCUUCGCCUGAAGUCAUUAGCUAUCAGGAGCUCGGCCUGUCCCGAGGGUUCCCGGCCGACAUAUUUUCAUUAGGCUGUGUAUUCGUUGAACUUGUGGCGGCGUACGAUUGGCGUGAUGACGGACAAAAACGGCUUCAGGAGUUGUUGAAGAAGAACCAAAAAGACGGGACCAUCUCUUACUCGGCCAACCUCGAUGCUGUGUCCCAGUAUUUGCAAAGCUGUUACGACCAGUACUUAACAGGCUUCCUCGUUUCGAAUGUGGCCUUCCUCACAAUAUGUGACAUGAUUAGCGAAGAUCCCAAACAUCGCCCAACAUCUGAGAAAUUGGUGGGUAUCUUCCGACAACAAGACUGCUGUGAAUUAGGUCGCGAACCACUCAUGGCCAUGUCUAUUGACUGGUCAACACGGUCUCCAUUAAUGACUGGGAGAAUGGUGCUGUUUGCUCCAGGAUCAGAUGAGAGGGGAAAUGCGUUGCGAGUACCCUUCCAUGCGGCAUGUAUGGUGAUGGUGUGCAAGGUGGAGAAACGCGAAGCUAGAGGAACCGGUUGA